GCAGCAACUUAAAGUUGCUAAGACCAAUAAGCAUUCAAAGCAUGCAAAUUAUGAAAAUCUGGAUAAUUAUAUUUGGUUAGAUAAUAAUAUUGAUAAAAGGGCUUCUGAUUAUUUUGCUGUUUUAUUGACAGCAGCAAAACUAAAGAAGGCUACACAAAAUAUUCAACCUAUUACUACAUACUUAACUUCUGUCUUAAUAUCUUUUAAUAUUGCCUCUGCUUUAACUUCUACCUUUGGAUUGUCAACAGAACUAUAUGUGCCAACUGAAGUAAAAUCAAUAGAAAGUAAAUCAAUAGAGGUGAAAUUAAUUGAGGUGGAAUUGGUAGAAUCAAUGGAAGCAAAUUUCAUAGAAUCAAUAGAGGCAGAAUUGGUAGAAUCAGUGAAGACAAAAUUGGUAAAAUCAGUAGAAACAGAAUUGGUAGAAUCAAUGGAGACAAAAUUGGUAGGAUUAAUGAAAGUGAAAUUGGUAAGAUUAAUAGAAGCAGAAUUGGUAGAAUCAAUAGAGGUAGAAUUGGUAGAAUCAAUAGCAGAUACAUCAGCUGAAAUUGAUGACAAACAAAAAUAA
Molecule: messenger RNA, 565 nt
Organism: Racocetra persica
Lineage: Eukaryota; Fungi; Glomeromycota; Glomeromycetes; Diversisporales; Gigasporaceae
Source: the annotation of a GenBank genome assembly